Molecule: messenger RNA, 741 nt
Organism: Colletotrichum lupini
Lineage: Eukaryota; Fungi; Ascomycota; Sordariomycetes; Glomerellales; Glomerellaceae
Product: glutathione-dependent formaldehyde-activating
Exons: 1
Coding region: 1-741 (246 amino acids)
Molecular function (GO): carbon-sulfur lyase activity
Source: RefSeq, a predicted model, not a curated record
AUGUCUCACUCCACCGCCGAAAAAGACCCUUCCAUCUUCCCCCUCACCGGCGGCUGCGCCUGCGGCAACAUCCGAUACUCCCUCAAUGCCCCGCCCAUGGUCGUCCACUGCUGCCACUGCACCUCCUGCCAGCGUGAGACCGGCACCGCCUUCGCCCUCAACGCCGUCGUCGAGGGAGACGAGGUGACCCUCCUCCCGAGCAAGUCCUCCUCGUCCGCCUCGCUGCUGCGGCCGCUGGCGUCGUUCCCGGAGUCUGCCUUUGAUGAUUGGACUCCCAGGCAGCAUCAGCAGUCCAGGCCCGCCGACAAUGUUCACGGGACGAGCGAGAACAAGGGCAAGGGCGAUGAUGAUACUGACGAUGCCGGCAAACGCCGCGUCCAGGCCGGUAUCCCUUCACCCGUGAUCCUCCCCGUCCCCGCCGACUCGGGCGCCCCUCAGCACAUUGCUCGCUGUCCCGUCUGUCUCACGCCCGUCUGGAGCAACUACGACGGUACAGGCCCCCUGAUGAAAUUCCUCCGCGUCGGCACCCUCGACGCCCCUGCGCUGCUGGGCGGUCCGGAUGUCUACAUCUUUAUGCGCAGUAAGCUUCCGUUCGUCGAGGUUGCGGACGAUGGUAAGCCCCGCUUCGAUGAAUUCUAUCCUACCAAGGAAGGCGUUUGGGGUCCCCAAGGUCUUGCGCGCCGGGAGAAGCUGCUCGUUCGGAUUAGAGAGUGGAGGAAGGAGAAUGGGCUGGAUGGGUAG